CUCCCGAACGAUAUGGCCGAGAUCGCCGCCGCCGAGGGCAUCCGACCGGAGGCUAUGAACGCGUUCGUCGAGCUCAUGACGAAGAAGGCUUACUUAGGCUGGCUCUUCGCGGCGAUACCCGCGAUUCGCGAUCGCGCCCUCGCCGAUCCCACCUUUCUCUUCAAGCUCGGCGUCGAGGUUCUCGGGGACGUGGUGUUGUCCAUCGCUUCCGAGGUGACGGGCAGAAACGAGCACUUCUGGGACGAGGCGGAGUACUUCUUCUCGGACGUCGCGGCGACGGUGUGCCUCAACGGCGCGGUGCUCACGAUGCUCUCGCCCGUCGUCACCCUCGGUAAGUCCCACGGCGGCGGCAGGGCGCUGGCGCACAACAAGAAGUACCCGCGGAACCUUCCCAAGCACGUGUUUCAGAAGGGUAACUACACGACGACGUACCGCGCGUGGGCGUUUGUCAGCCAAGGCUUUCGCAUCGGCAUCAUGUCGUCAGCCGUGGGUUUGGCGGGCCAGGGCACCGCGAACCUGAUCUGCACCAUCAGGCGUAAGUACAUGCUCAGCGGAUACAGCGAAAGGUACGCGUCCACCGUGCACCCGGAGGCGCCGCCCCUGCUCGAGCCCGCGAUGGAGUGGGGCGCGUUCAUGGCGACAUCUGGAAAUGCCCGCCAACAGCUCAUCGCCGGCGUCGAGCGAUGCAUGCGAGACGCCAACGUGAAAAUGCCGGCGCUGAACCUUCUCGCGACGCUCGUGCUUCGCGUCGGUAAUAACGUGUGGGGCGGCGAGCAGUUCGCCGCGAAGAUGCGUGAGAUGGAGGAUUCCGUGUGGGAGGAGUAUUCUUCGAAGGUGGCGGAGGUAUCAAAGACCAAAAGCGGAGGAAAGCGGUGA
Messenger RNA from Micromonas commoda, 876 nucleotides. RefSeq lists its product with no specific name. NCBI's taxonomy places the organism in Eukaryota, Viridiplantae, Chlorophyta, Mamiellophyceae, Mamiellales, Mamiellaceae. The transcript has 2 exons. The annotation marks the transcript as partial. The record is from RefSeq and is a predicted model, not a curated record. Gene Ontology annotation, cellular component: chloroplast inner membrane. Gene Ontology annotation, biological process: plant organ development.